AUGUGCAAGUGGUGCGGGCGCUGGAUCGUCCUCGCAUGGGAGCAUCAGAUGUCAUAUCGGCGAAGCCUUUCCAUAUGGCGGCUACGAACGAUACGAGUUCCGCUCCUGCUUGCGCUGUUGGGGUCUGUGAGCGUGCUGCUAUUGCUGUCGCUGACGCCACACAUGUGGCCUGGAUGGCCAUCUCCGGCAGCACGGGAGGUCCCGGCUUCACCAGAGUCACAGGCCCCGGCUUCACCAGAGUUACAGGCCCCGGCUUCAACACAGCCACAGUCCCCAGCAGGGUCUAAGACGCUACUGCAAGACUUACUGCUAGAUAGCAAAAAACCGGAGGGGGCCUCUACGCCACAGAUGCAGUGCAAGCGCUACUUUGAGGGCACAUAUCUCCGGGAGCCUUCCUGGGCAAAUAGCGUGUUGCGCAUGGCAGACGACUUUCUUACGGCUACGCAAUACACAGCGAGGCUGUUGGAGCGGUGGCGCAUAUUUGCUGAUUGUUUCGUUAUUCAAGAUUUCCGGAUCUCAGAUACGCUAUCAAACAAGAUAGACAUGCACGACUUCCAUCAGCGGAUGUUCCCUUUCUUGGCGAAGAAGAGAGAAUGGAGGGAUAUGUGGCCUGUCAUCACGGAUAUCAACACCGGGAUGACUUUUGAGGGCGGGGCUGUGUGGGAAGGGCGCCAAUCAGAGAUUGACGAUGGUGCAUCUUUUUGGAAAAACUGGCGCUCUUUUUCGCACGGUAAGGGAAUCACGAUGUCGGUAGGGGACGGCCACUUGGAAAUGUUACUGCGCAUGCUCACCGUGCUGGAUUAUUUGGGUAAUGAGCUCCCAAUUGAGAUAGUAGAGAAAGGCGGUGAGCUUUCACAGCAGUUUAGGGAUAAGCUGACGGAAUUCGUCCGUAACAAGUCCAAGCAGAAAGUGCGAAUUAUAUCAUGCGCCAGGACAUUGGACGAGACGCAUGCAAGACUAAUUUUUGGCUUUAGCUGCAAAUGGGUAGCGUUAAUGUUUAACACUUUUGAGGAGGCGAUCUUUUUGGAUGUUGAUGCUGUGCCGUAUAUUCUACCAGAGCAGUUUUUCGAUAUGGAGGGAUAUAAAUCGACAGGUAUUAUGCUCUUCAGGGACCGUUUGAUAGACCAGCAUGUGUCAAAAGAAUGUCCAGACGCUGUGCGACAAAUGAUUCCCACACAAGAGGAGACCAGCAUCUGGAAUCACAAAGCUAAGUUCAGCGGCCCAGCCGCCAACAAGGAAGCAUAUGACAAUACCAAAGACGAGGGGGCAGCCGCGGUUUACGAUCGGUUCUUUAGGGAUCAUUAUUACCAUGUCGUCGAGAGCGGCGUCGUGGUGUUUAACAAAAAGAACAAACUUCAGUCAAUUGUUAACUCUUUUAUGCUAAACCUGAAUUUCUAUUACGUCGGCUGCUUCUACGGAGAUAAGGAGCUGAUGUGGGUGGGCCAGCUCCUCUCCGCAGAGGAUUAUUAUAUUCAUCCAGCACCUCCCGCCAUAUUAGGCAGUGCCGAGGAGUUUGAGCGCGAGGGAAAUACUGUAAGUUAUCGGGUUUGCGGAGCGCAGAUUGGCCACAUGGAACUGGAUGGCUCAUUGCUAUGGACUAAUGGUGGUCUGAGGACAUGCAAAUUUACGGACACUGCUGAGCAGGAUUUCAGUAAAUCGCCGGAAUAUUUCAACCCAAAGUACAGUAGCCCCCAGCAAUUACAGGAGCACUAUAGCAAACCUUUGGAAAUCCAGCUUAUUUUUAUUCCCGAGCUCACAUAUUCCGUUUGGGAGAAAUCCGUCGAGUGCCAAGGAUAUACAUGGUGCUCAACUGUCACUCUGAACCCAGAGAAUCCCUCGGAGUUCAAGUCCAUAGUAAUGAAGGGCGACACGCGGCUGGAACAUUACAACAACAUAUCACAAAGGUGGAAUAGCGCGUCAUUUUGA
Messenger RNA from Eremothecium gossypii ATCC 10895, 1926 nucleotides. RefSeq names its product alpha-mannosyltransferase. Gene Ontology annotation, cellular component: Golgi apparatus. The record is from RefSeq and is marked provisional. The coding region runs from base 1 to 1926 and encodes 641 amino acids. Lineage: Eukaryota; Fungi; Ascomycota; Saccharomycetes; Saccharomycetales; Saccharomycetaceae. The transcript has a single exon. Gene Ontology annotation, molecular function: alpha-1,3-mannosyltransferase activity. Gene Ontology annotation, biological process: protein O-linked glycosylation.